AUGGAAGAUAUAUCAGAUCUUGAACUAGUAGCCAAAGCGAUGGCCCUUCCACCCAUCCCAUCCCCACUUCCUAUCAACUCCUCUCAGAACCAGACAUCACACCCUGCGACAAUACGAUCGACGAAUCCACCAGAAAUUCCCAAACCAUCAGAUAUACAGAAAACAGUUUCUACACCACCCAUCCCACCGAAAUGUACCACACGAAGAGAGGUUUUGGGACAAGUCGAAUCCCAAGAAGGAAAUCCAACAAAAGUCGAUAUCUCCACUACUGCUGGUAUCUCGUCUCCUGCUGCACGUGAAAGACAGAAUGGGAUGAUCGUUCUUCAACAAGAAGUCGAUGAAAGGAAGAAUGGAGUUGAGAAUGAUAAUGGUGUAGAUUCAAUUCAUAUAGAUUCAAAAGAUGAAAAUGAGGAAUUUCAGAAAAGACUAUCGAAUGAAGAGAUUGAUAUUGAUAUUGAUAAAUUAACAUUGGAGGACAGAAAAGUUUUGGAACCUCUUCUUUCCCCAUUCAAUUUGGACGAUAUAGGAAAUAUACGACAGUUGUUAGGUUUUGGGGAGGGACAAUUGGAAGGAGAUGAUUUAAAUAGGUCCUUACAAGAAACGGAGAGGGGAGAUGAGAAUGAAGAUUUUGAAAUAUCAGGUUUAGAUGCUGAGAACGGGUCUAAUGGAGGGGAAGAAGAUUUUCAACGUUUAUUGAUGUUGAUGGAAGCCGCAGAGGUAGCAGCGGGAACUAUAGAGAAUAAACUUGAUGGACUUUUGGAGGUUUUACGUGGAGAAGAGAGAGUGUUGGCGGAGAAUAUGACGGUACGUGAAGAUGGAAGGUCUUGA
Messenger RNA from Tremella mesenterica DSM 1558, 828 nucleotides. RefSeq lists its product as uncharacterized. The record is from RefSeq and is a predicted model, not a curated record. The coding region runs from base 1 to 828 and encodes 275 amino acids. The transcript has a single exon. Lineage: Eukaryota; Fungi; Basidiomycota; Tremellomycetes; Tremellales; Tremellaceae.